Molecule: messenger RNA, 1173 nt
Organism: Exaiptasia diaphana
Lineage: Eukaryota; Metazoa; Cnidaria; Anthozoa; Actiniaria; Aiptasiidae
Exons: 6
Biological process (GO): multicellular organism development; cell differentiation; cell adhesion
Molecular function (GO): carbohydrate binding; protein binding
Source: RefSeq, a predicted model, not a curated record
UAUUUUUUAGGAGUUCAACAUGGAACUCUUCGCAUCGGCCAGACAAACCCUGAUAAUUACUACUGCGAUACUAUCACCUUCCCAACAGCCUUCACGGGAGUUGAUCCUGUCAAAGUCUUUACGUCAGUUGGUUUUGGCACGAGCUCAUCACGUGUACAUGACGUAGUGUUCACGUGGGUCGAGUCUGUCACUACAAGUAGUUUUAAAGUCUGUCUAGUAGAGAAUGGGGUAGGAUCAAGUGGUAAUGUGACUAUUAAUUGGAUUGCUUACCAAGGCGUCCAGUCUGGUGUGACGGACGGCUCUGUGAGGUUGAACGACUGGACGACGGGAACGGAAUGCAAACAAGUUCGUCUUUCCCAGGCCUUUGCUAGUGUUCCUCAUGUCUUUGUUACUGCACAUCACAAUGUGUUGGACAACAAGCAUGAUGCAGCUACAGUUUGGGUGGAAGGAAUCACCACAAACGAUUUUACUGUUUGCAUGAGAGAGGCAAGAACCUUUGAUGGACGCCAUAAAGACAUCGAUGUGACUUGGAUGGCAAUGACUGAAGUUCCCCAGACAUGGAAUUAUCAUGACUUUAUCAGAGUAGACUUUCCAAACACUCUUGUACCAAGCGAGGCUGACAAUGAUGCGUUUUGCCAGAUUGUGAGUUUCCACGAGCCGUAUUAUGCUCCACCGACAAUCGUUGUUGCUCCAAGUCAUCACUAUGACAGCAGUAAUGUCAAUGCCAUUCAUCCAAAAGACAACUCCAUUUCUGCCUGGGUUGAGGAAACUACACGAACACACUUUAAAACAUGUGUUAAAGACCUUGUUGGGCUGAACAACAAACAUCAUCCUAUCGAGGUGGACUAUAUGGUGUUUGGAGAUCUUGAUCCAUGCAUCAACAAGACCUGUGAAUAUUUUGGUGUUUGUCAAGCCAUGUCAGCAAGUGUUGCUCAGUGUGUGUGCGUUACCCAGUGUCCAUCUUACCAAGAUCUCGUGUGUGCUUCCAAUGGUCGAACGUUUGAUAACAUGUGCGCUCUGGAGAGAGAAAUCUGUCAAACGCAGGGAAACUAUUCGUACUACCAUCCAGGCAGUUGUCAAGGUACAAACCUCGCGGGUUCGCAAUUUCGCAAUUUGUUAUUUCUGGACUUGUAUAGAUUUGUCAUAUUGGACAUUCUUAGCCAACACAAGUGA